Molecule: messenger RNA, 1023 nt
Organism: Saccostrea cuccullata (small rock oyster)
Lineage: Eukaryota; Metazoa; Mollusca; Bivalvia; Ostreida; Ostreidae
Product: fibroleukin-like
Exons: 5
Coding region: 1-1023 (340 amino acids)
Source: RefSeq, a predicted model, not a curated record
AUGGGAGUGCUUUUGGCUAUCUGCUUAAUUUUUGUCUUUUUAGCGGUUUCUCGGUCUACCAUUAUUUCGCGGAAAUACAUCCGGAAACCAGAAUUCGAUGAUAAAAAAUCAAGUAAUGAAUUCUUGGAAGAAUACAAUUCUGCAUCCUUUAUCAAGUGUGCAACUCUCUGUCAAACGGAGUGCUUUUUCUAUGGAUUUAACCCUCGCAUUAAGAAAUGUCGUACCCACAAAAUGAUUUUCACAUCUGGAAUUUAUAAUGAGAAUGACUGGAGAUACUAUUCCUUUGACUUUAUUCCCAGAGAUUGUGAGGAUCUUUACUCAGAUGGUAACACUAAUUCCGGGGUGUACGACAUCUACCCCUAUGGAACCAUUACUAGUCCGGUCCGAGUUUACUGCGAUAUGAACAUAGUGGGGGGAGGAUGGACGGCGAUUCAAAAACGUGUCACUGGAUCCCAGAGUUUUGACAAGGAUUGGGCAGCAUAUAAAAUUGGUUUUGGUGCCCCGGAACAGGAUUUCUGGGUUGGAAAUGACGUAAUACAUCUGUUAACAAAAGAAAAGAACACAUCCCUGUAUAUUUCCAUCACUCUCCAGAAUGGCACAAAGCUGUAUGAAAUAUACGACCGAUUCUCUGUCUCCGAUGAAACAGAAAAUUACAAACUCUAUCUUGCAAGACCUGCCACAGGAACGUUAGGUGACCGUAUGUUGGACACUGGUAUUCCUCAGUAUGACUUGUCUGAAAUGUACUUUACAACUCGGGACAGAGAUAACGACAAGUAUAGCUAUGGUAACUGUGCUGUGGACUGGCAGGGAGGGUGGUGGUUCAACUUCUGUCACCACGCCUACCUUACCGGCCCCUGGUCCUCGCCAGGCUGGCUGUAUCCAUGGAACCCCGCUGUAGAGAGUGGGGAAUCUGUUAGAGGGACACUGAUGUUGAUCAAAAGUCUUCAGGUAAAAACAUCAUUCAGAGGACUGGGUCAAUCAGAACUCAUCGGAUGUUUCGUGAACUUAACAAUUAAUAUAUAA